Molecule: messenger RNA, 1662 nt
Organism: Rhagoletis zephyria (snowberry fruit fly)
Lineage: Eukaryota; Metazoa; Arthropoda; Insecta; Diptera; Tephritidae
Gene: mei-W68
Product: meiotic W68
Biological process (GO): DNA topological change; meiotic DNA double-strand break formation; reciprocal meiotic recombination
Cellular component (GO): nuclear chromosome
Molecular function (GO): DNA topoisomerase type II (double strand cut, ATP-hydrolyzing) activity; DNA binding; ATP binding
Source: RefSeq, a predicted model, not a curated record
AUCGCGUCUUGAUCAUAAAAACAUGGUGGAACUAGUAUUGCUAAUACAAAGUACUUGAUAGCUAAAUGUGCAUAAAAUUUUUUUUUGUGGCUAAGGUGUGGAAAUUGGUAAAUUUUCAUUCGGAAAGUUCGCUAAUGACCCGUGGCAUGUCGCUUCUCUAGUAAGUGCUCGCGUGUGGACCUAAAGAAAAAACCAUAUUUUUCUUAUAAUCAAAUUGAUUUCCUGGGCAUUUGUUUUAAAAAUAAAACUCAUAAAAAUCGGGCCAAGUCGACAGACAAAAAAACUGCAGAUACAUCAUAUGUAUAAGUAAAAGAGGAAGAAGAAAUCGCGUCGAAGUUCGUGUGACGUCGACUUCAAUGCUUCUGAGUCGGCCUUGAUACUGCAGCGGUUUGUCAAUGUAUCCGAUCCGUACGAAGCAUCUGAGUCUAAUGUUAAAAGAGAAAUCCAAAAUUUUUGAUAUUCCCAAAAGUGACCGAUCCCAUGUAUAGAAAUAGUCCAUUGUUUGCAAACCUUAUUCAAAACUUGCUACAACUUAAUACUGGAAUUUGGGAAUAAGAAAAAUUAAUUAUAUAAACGAACUGGAAUGAUGCGUUCUACUUUAAUAUAUAACAUUGAGCACAUAGUCAUAAUUUUUUUGGAGAACCUCAUUUCCUGUAAGAAUGGGAUUUGUAAAUUUCGAAGAAGAACACCUAUGCCACUGCUUGAACGCAUGGUCGCAUGCAAAGUGAGCAAUUUUCAAAGUUCUUCUUUGUGCUUUUAUAUCAUGAUGGAAGCGCAUAGGAUUCUUUUAGCUGGUGACAAAUGUACAGUCAGAGAACUUUUUUACAAAGAUCCUGCGAAAUGUUGCAAACCUGUCAGUAUUUAUAAUAGUUUAAAAGAUGUCUGUACACUUUUAAGAACAACUCCAUGGAAUUUGGGAAUUUGCGCUUCUGGAAAAGGAUUAAUAGCAGGUGCGAUCCGCUUGCAUAUGAUAAAUGGUGACGUGAUCGACUGCUAUACUCAUGGCGGUGCUGUUGUACUUCCACAAGAUCAGAAUUCCAUCGAUCGCUUGGAAACAACAGCCUCAUUUGUAUUACUUGUAGAAAAAAAUACCGUAUUUUCAAAACUCUUAUCACAAAACCUUUUCGGAGUUAUUGGUGUAGAUGUGAUAUUAGUCACCGGUAAAGGAUAUCCAGACUUAUGUACGCGCUACAUCCUAAAUCGUCUUUCUACCGAGCACAAUAUUCCAGUCUAUGCACUUUUCGAUGCUGAUCCAUUUGGUAUUGAUAUUUUAUUGGUCUAUCAAUUUGGAUCCAAAAAAAUGACACCAGAUAUAUCAAUGAAUUUAAUAUGUCCAGGUAUGCGCUGGUUAGGCAUACAUCCAAGCGAGCUUAAUAUGUUUAACUUUUCAAGCGCGGCGCUAAGCGAUAAAGAUAAUAAUAAACUUGAAAAAAUGUUGGCAUACAACUAUUUAAUACCCAGUUUGCACGCAGAAUUGCAAAUUUUACAGAUAUUACAACGGAAAGCUCAUAUCGACGACUUAAAUGAUAUCUCACAAAAUUUUCUUAUAAACGACUACAUUCCAAAUAAGAUAAAAAGAAAUCUUGUUAUUUAAGCAGAGAAGUAUUUUUUAAAAGAAAACAAACAUUCAGAUACAACGUUAAAUUGAAAUGAAUUCAUUUU